AGCAGGUCAUCACCCGGAACAUCCUCUAUGUUUGAACUCCAAUGCCCAGCAUCCCUCUGUGCUCUGAUACCACAUCUUUCUCCAUGGAGGUCAAAGGUGAAGCAGGAAACCGGUGAUUUCAGCUGCAGAGUGUUGUUGUCAUGUGGACACUCAUCAUGUGAUCAGCUGAUUCUCUCAGUUCAAACUCAGACGUUUCAUCACUUCAGCCUGAAGACACAGAGAAACACGAGAGAAGACGCCACCUUCAGGCUGCACUUUGACUUUAACUCCACCGUGUUGGGAUCAUUUCAGUGUCAUGGAGCGUAAACUGGAUCUUUCCCGUCUGACGGAUGAAGAAGCCAAACACGUCUGGGAGGUGAUUCAACGAGACUUUAACCUCCGCAAGAAAGAAGAGGAGAGACUCGGGGAGCUGAAGACUAAGAUUGAGAAGGAGGACACAAAGCGAGAGCUGCUGGGCUGUCAGAGCAACGUGUCCGACUCACUGUGUAUCCGCUGCCUGCAGCCAUUCAAGUUCCUGGUCAACAGCAAACGCCAGUGUCUGGACUGUCACCUGUACACCUGCAAGUCCUGCAGCCGCUACAACAAGAAGGAGCACGGCUGGGUGUGUGACAACUGCCGCAUGACCAGAGUGUUGAAGAUGGGGACUCUGGGUUGGUACCACGACAAUGUCAGAAACCGAUUCAAACGCUUCGGCAGCGCUAAAGUCAUGAGGUCACUGUACAAGAGGCUGAACGGAGACGGUGGUCGUGAUGACGACACUCAGAGUAUGCCAGACGUUCGCAGCCACAUGUAUAACGGUGCCGAGGACGACCCCGGAGAGGCCGAGGCUCAGCGCUACAAAGUGAUGAGGAAGAGUAAACGUCUGCUGUCCGUUCAUCCCAUGGACUUCGACUCAGAGGAGUAUCUCCCUCAUUCACGACGACCGUCUGUCCAGCAGAUGCAGGAGGAUCGGUAUUACAGGAACGACGUAGACUACGACCCGUACAACCACCGCCCCAACCGCAGGAAGAGUCUGGACCGAUACGCCAUGAGACCUGAUGACUACGGCGAGAGCAGGAUGGUUCGGACUCGCUCUCUGUCUAAGAUCAGCUCGUCGGUUGCUCGGCAGCAGUACGUCGACACCUCUGACGAGGACGAGUACCAGAGGUACCCCCCCAUGUACCAACAGCCCCCCCACCGCCGCAAAAACAGCAGAGCAUCUUCCCAGGAGAACCUGGGACAAGCCCCCCCCAUUAACGAGCUGAACAAACGAAUGUCGGCCAUCGAGAGUCUGCUGAGUCGUCUGGAGGAGAAGAUGACGCCGGCCGACGAGUCGCCGCCUCCGUCGGGUCAGAACGAGGAGGAGAAGCUGAGGAGAAAGCUGAGCGAGUUGGCGGGGAACCUGAGCGAUAAGGGUCCGUCGUCGGACGAGGAGGCCGGGAGGAAGCCCUUCUCUCUGGGUAAAGGUGUGGGCGGAGUCAGGGGCGGCCCCGCCCUCAACCUGAGCUCUGUGAGGGACAAAGAGCUGAGCUCGUCCAGCGACGAGAUGCCCACCGAGGCUCAGAAGAGAUCAGCUGCUGCCGCCCUCUGUGACCUCACCACUGAGGUCCUGAGAACCAUUAAUGCCACAGAAAACGCAAUGGUCGAGUUCGGCUUCUCAGAGCCGACCGACCGGUCCCACUUAGCAGGGACUGACGUAAAGCAAGCAGAUGAUGCUUUCAGGGAACUUGAGGAAAAUGUGUACAUCACGGCUGGUCAGUCGUACGAGCUGGAGUCGAAGCUUCGGAAGCUCGAGCAGAGCGCCAAGAACCGGUUUGGAGGGACGACCGACUCCGAGCUGUCGGAGCUGGAGGACGUGGUGGCUCUGACCGCUGCCAGAGUCCAGAGCGCCGAGAGCGAGGUUUCAGACAUCGAGAGUAAGAUCGCUGCUCUGAGCGCCGUUGGGUCAAAGAAGAAGGUUUCUGGAUCUCAUCAGAGAAAAAAGUCAACACAGGAUUUUCCCAAGACAAACGGAGCUCAGUGGAAAUCUAACAACAUCUACUGAACCAGAGAACAGAGAACCUCAUGUUGAUCAGCUGCAGCUUCUGCUUUGUUCAGUUUCAGGUUUAAAAUGACAAAAACUACAAAUGAAUCAAAACAAAAACAUUCUCUGACCUUUCAAAUAUUGAGUUCAGUAAAACAACACGUUUCCAUCACCUCUAAGUUCUUACAUUUAAUCUAAAACGAUAAAAUGAAUAUUUUAUAAGGAGGCCCACAUGGGUCAGUAAUCCUGUUUAACCUGAGCUGAGUAUUCAAGAUCACAGACUGAAGAUAAAACACUUUCUCUUCACUGAUUAUUCAUUUAACCAAACAAACUUUAACUCAACAAAAAUACUGUUUCAUUUAUCACACAGAGACAUCAUUAAAAUACACUCACAGAUUUCACCUCAUCUUCUACAGUAAACAUGUUUUCUCAAAGUUCAAAAUGUAUUAAUCUAAAACACAAAAACAUGAGUCAAAGAUUUAUUAUGAUUCAUCUUUAAAAUAGAAACAUGAUAAAGAGUUAAUGUAGAAAAGACAACAGUAAAAAUAUAAAUAUAAAAGAUAAUAUAUUUAAAAUCCUAAAAAUGUACAAACAUUGAAAAUCUUAAAUAUAUAUAAACAUAAAAUCACCUGAUAAAAAUCAUUUUAAAAGAAAUAUAUAUAUUAUUUCACUCUCUUUAAUCUUUUAAGCUUCCAUACAGUUUAUUGAUCAUCUGUUUAUAAUCUUUAUUGAUUUGUUUGAUUGUUUUCAGUCUUUCCAAUCACUUCUGAUAUGAUCAAUAAAGUCGAUCUUUUCCUGGAAAACAGUCAAAUGUAAUAAAUGGACGUCAAUAGAAACAGAUUUGAAACAUUAUUUCCUCAUGUAAAUGUAUUAAUUGAUCAUAGGCAGAAUAUUAUUGAUCAGUAUUGAUAACCUGUGAUGUUUGUGAAUUUAAAUGUUUAGUUUCUUUGAUUAUAGUGUAUCAUCAUGUAUUGAUGAUAAGAACAUGUGGUGUUUCCCUCUUGUGUCAGUGUUUGGCUUCUGAUCAAUAAACUACAAGAUCAGCUCUGUGA
Molecule: messenger RNA, 3054 nt
Organism: Lates calcarifer (barramundi perch)
Lineage: Eukaryota; Metazoa; Chordata; Actinopteri; Centropomidae
Gene: mlpha
Product: melanophilin a
Exons: 17
Coding region: 296-2023 (575 amino acids)
Biological process (GO): intracellular protein transport
Cellular component (GO): cortical actin cytoskeleton
Molecular function (GO): small GTPase binding; actin binding; myosin binding
Source: RefSeq, a predicted model, not a curated record